This is a messenger RNA of Papaver somniferum (opium poppy), 2535 nucleotides long. RefSeq names its product phosphatidylinositol/phosphatidylcholine transfer protein SFH6-like. The transcript has 15 exons. The coding region runs from base 405 to 2273 and encodes 622 amino acids. NCBI's taxonomy places the organism in Eukaryota, Viridiplantae, Streptophyta, Magnoliopsida, Ranunculales, Papaveraceae. The record is from RefSeq and is a predicted model, not a curated record.
UCCUCAUCAAAAACAAACUCUUUUUUCUUUUUACUUCUUCUGUGUUUCAGAGUUUUGUUGUUUGUAUGUAAAGGAAAGAAAUGGGUUGAUAAUAAAUGAGAUUCAUUUCUAUGUUUACAUAUUAAUUCCCAUAUUUGUUUUUCUGAGCGAGUGAUUAAUAUUAUCAUUCCUUCAUAAGUCAAGAGGAGUUAAUGAGGAAUUUGUUUCUUUGAUAUUAAUGCUAACACAGAGAAAUUCUUUGCCAGAUCUCUUAGUACUACUCCCUCCCUGUUAAUCUUCAUUCUUCAUCAUCAUCAGAAAAAAAAGACACAUUUAUUGAUUCCUUUCUUUGUCAUCACAUUUUUUCUGCAAAAAAAUAGAGAGAGAUUUUAUCAUCUCUCUCAAUCUAUUGUUGAAUCUUCGUAAUGUCCGGACAUCUUGAUCGAUUUUCUCGACCUUGUUUUGAAGGCUCCUCUGGUAAUGAAGAAAGAAGAGAGAGGAGAUCUGAUUUUGAAAACUCUGAAGAUGAAAGGAGGACCAGAAUUGGUUCUUUGAAGAAGAAAGCACUAAAUGCAUCAACUAAGUUCAAGCAUUCUCUUAAGAAGAAAGGAACUAGGAGGAAAAGUGAUAGUCGAGUUAUUUCAAUCGAGGAUGUUCGGGAUGUUGAGGAGUUACAGGCUGUUGAUGCUUUUCGACAAGCCAUAAUAUCAGAUGAACUAUUACCAGCUAGACAUGAUGACUAUCACAUGAUGUUAAGAUUUUUGAAAGCAAGGAAGUUCGACAUUGAAAAAACUAAGCACAUGUGGGCUGAAAUGAUUCAAUGGAGGAAGGAAUUCGGGGCUGACUCCAUAAUGGAGGAUUUUGAGUUCAAAGAGUUGGAUGACGUCUUAAAUAACUAUCCCCAUGGCUAUCAUGGUGUGGAUAAGGAGGGAAGACCUAUUUACAUCGAAAGACUUGGAAAAGUUGAUCCCAACAAACUUAUGCAAGUGACAACCAUGGAUAGGUAUGUUAGGUACCAUGUGCAAGGGUUUGAAAAGACUUUCGCCGUGAAGUUCCCAGCUUGUACUAUUGCUGCAAAGCGACACAUUGAUUCAAGUACCACAAUUUUAGAUGUUCAAGGCGUGAGUUUAAAGAACUUUGGUAAGGCAGCACGGGAGCUCAUGUUGAGGUUGCAGAAGAUUGAUGGUGACAAUUACCCUGAGACACUCUAUCAGAUGUUUAUCAUCAAUGCUGGUCCUGGAUUUAGGAUGCUGUGGAGCACUGUGAAGUCUUUCCUUGAUCCCAAAACAACUUCUAAGAUUCAUGUCCUUGGAUACAAGUACCAAAGCAAGCUGCUUGAGAUAAUUGACACCAGUGAGUUGCCAGAAUUUCUGGGUGGCAGCUGUACUUGUGCAGAUCAGGGGGGUUGUCUUAGAUCUGACAAGGGUCCUUGGAAAGAUCCAAACAUAUUGAAGAUGGUUCUUAAUGGCGAAGCUCGAUAUUCUAGACAAAUAGUAACAGUUUCAAAUAGUGACGGGAAGAUCGUAGCGUACGCCAAGCCAGAUUACCCUGGGAUGAAAGGUGGCGAUAUAUCUACCGCUGAAUCUGGGUCUGAAGCGGAAGAUAUCAUCUCUCCGAAAUCAUCUAGAAAUUAUGCACAUCUUCGGUUAACUCCUGUUCGUGAAGAAGCCAAAAUUGCUGGGAAAUUGAACUACUCAGUCAGCCGCUCGGACAAUGAUGAUUACAUCCCCAUGGUUGACAAGCCCAUAGAUUCUGUGUGGAAGAAAGAGCUGGCCCAUCAAAUGUCUCUCACUUCUAAAGGGAAACUUCCUUGUCCUGAUACAAAAAAUACUCCAGAAGGGCUUUGUUCCACAAUAUCUGGCAUGCCUAUAUCCGUGUUAAUGACCCUGUUUGCUAUCUUCACCUCCAUAUAUUGUUGCAUAACAAAGAAACUUCCGAGCACAAUAUUUGAUAUUGGCAACGUAUCUCCUGAAACCAGACUACAGUCACCAUCCAAUGAGGAGCACUCAGCAGCAGCUCCAGGGUUCAUUAACGCAGAUCUCCUCUCUUCUGUGCUAAAGAAGUUGGGUGAUUUGGAGGAGAAGGUGUUCACACUUCAAGCAAAGCCAGCUGAGAUGCCAAGUGAGAAGGAAGAAUUGUUGAAUGCUGCUGUAUGCCGUGUAGACGCCUUAGAAGCAGAACUUAUCGCUACUAAGAAGGCUCUACAUGAAGCACUGAUGAAGCAAGAGGAACUGCUUGCUUAUAUCGACGAGCAAAAACAAGCAAAAUUGCGGAAAAAGACGUUUUUUUGGUGAAAGGGAGAUGCGACUGCGGAUUAGCUAACUUUGUUUUCUCUCAGUUUUAUGUAAUGUAUGAGAGAGCAAAUCAGUCUUGUUCUGAUCUUUUAUCAUGUAAGUUUCUAUUCCUUCGGGGAAUUCAAAAAACUCAAUACAGAAAUUAUAAGAACUAAUCUAAGUUAUUAUUACUCUCUUGCUCCCUGUGUAACUUGUUUUUGGUUUGAUUGGCUAAACCCAAAUAGGGUGAAAGUGUAAGAUAUUACAUGAACCUACAAGAAAA